AUGGAUACUCCGAAGGAGCCCGGUUUUACUCCCAGCAAAGAAGGAUUCAAGCAACUGGCGGGGAAGACGCUAGGGCACUUCUACAGAGUGUUGGAGAAACGACAGAAAACUGGAGAAGUAAUUGAAUUAACUGAAGAUGGACGACCAUCUCAGACCAACGUGAAGAAACAACCACUUUGCGACUGCACGUGCUUCGGUCUCCCGCGUCGCUAUAUCAUCGCCAUCAUGAGUGGCCUAGGCUUCUGCAUUUCUUUCGGUAUUCGAUGCAACUUGGGCGUGGCUAUUGUGAGCAUGGUUAACAACAGCACCAUUCACCAAGGCGGGAAAAUAAUCAUCAAAGAGAAAGCAAAGUUUAAUUGGGACCCGGAGACUGUUGGGAUGAUCCAUGGCUCAUUUUUCUGGGGUUAUAUCGUUACUCAAAUUCCCGGUGGCUACAUAUCUUCGAGACUGGCGGCCAACAGAGUUUUUGGUGCGGCCAUACUUCUUACCUCGACUCUCAACAUGUUCAUUCCCUCUGCUGCACGUGUGCAUUAUGGUUGUGUCAUUUUUGUAAGGAUAUUACAAGGGCUAGUAGAGGGUGUUACCUACCCAGCCUGCCAUGGGAUCUGGAGUAAAUGGGCCCCACCACUGGAGAGGAGUCGCUUAGCCACCACCUCCUUCUGUGGCUCCUAUGCUGGUGCAGUCAUUGCAAUGCCUCUGGCUGGGAUUCUAGUUCAGUACACUGGCUGGUCCUCUGUUUUCUAUGUCUAUGGGUGUUUUGGAAUCUUUUGGUAUAUGUUCUGGAUCUUUGUGUCCUAUGAGAGUCCGGCAGAGCAUCCCACCAUCACUGAUGAAGAGCGUUUCUAUAUAGAGGAGAGCAUUGGAGAGAGUGCAAAGCUGCUUGGGCCUGCUGAAAAAUUCAAGACACCCUGGAGGAAGUUCUUCACCUCUAUGCCUGUCUAUGCAAUUAUUGUGGCCAACUUCUGCAGGAGCUGGACCUUCUACCUACUGCUUAUCAGCCAGCCAGCGUACUUUGAGGAGGUGUUUGGAUUUGAGAUCAGCAAGGUUGGCAUGCUGUCAGCGUUGCCCCAUCUGGUAAUGACCAUCAUUGUACCCAUUGGGGGGCAGAUUGCUGAUUUUCUGCGCAGUAAGAACAUCCUGUCUACCACCACUGUCAGAAAGAUCAUGAACUGUGGAGGGUUUGGGAUGGAGGCCACUCUUCUGCUGGUAGUUGGUUACUCUCACAGUAAAGGAGUGGCCAUCUCUUUCCUGGUCCUGGCUGUGGGUUUUAGCGGCUUUGCAAUAUCAGGGUUCAAUGUCAAUCACUUGGACAUUGCACCUCGCUAUGCCAGUAUCCUCAUGGGCAUCUCUAAUGGUGUGGGUACUCUUUCAGGCAUGGUGUGCCCACUCAUAGUGGGUGCAAUGACAAAACAUAAGACUCGGGAAGAGUGGCAAUACGUGUUCCUGAUCGCCUCGCUGGUCCAUUACGGAGGCGUGAUAUUCUAUGGCAUUUUUGCCUCUGGGGAGAAGCAGCCUUGGGCAGAUCCGGAGCAGACCAGUGAGGAGAAGUGUGGUUUCAUCGAUGAGGAUGAGCUGGCUGAAGAGACAGGAGACAUCACCCAGAGCUACGGAGCUCUGGGUGGGCCAGCCAAGACGUACGGAGCCACAACGCAGCUGAACGGAGGCUGGCCUGAGGGCUGGGAGAGGAGGGAGGAAUAUGUCCAGGAAGGGGCAGAGCAAGGCGGGUAUGGCUACAGCCAAGAGGGAAGUUACUCCUAG
Messenger RNA from Chanos chanos (milkfish), 1758 nucleotides. It is a transcript of the gene slc17a6b, whose product is annotated as solute carrier family 17 member 6b. Gene Ontology annotation, biological process: transmembrane transport; synaptic transmission, glutamatergic; neurotransmitter loading into synaptic vesicle. Bases 1 to 1758 code for a protein of 585 amino acids. Gene Ontology annotation, cellular component: excitatory synapse; synaptic vesicle membrane. NCBI's taxonomy places the organism in Eukaryota, Metazoa, Chordata, Actinopteri, Gonorynchiformes, Chanidae. Gene Ontology annotation, molecular function: neurotransmitter transmembrane transporter activity; L-glutamate transmembrane transporter activity. The record is from RefSeq and is a predicted model, not a curated record. The transcript has 12 exons.